Oryza sativa Japonica Group (Japanese rice) is the source of this 1529-nucleotide messenger RNA. Its product is annotated as PGR5-like protein 1A, chloroplastic. The record is from RefSeq and is a predicted model, not a curated record. NCBI's taxonomy places the organism in Eukaryota, Viridiplantae, Streptophyta, Magnoliopsida, Poales, Poaceae. Gene Ontology annotation, cellular component: chloroplast thylakoid membrane. Gene Ontology annotation, biological process: photosynthetic electron transport in photosystem I. Gene Ontology annotation, molecular function: oxidoreductase activity, acting on iron-sulfur proteins as donors.
GGUGUGGAGAGGAGAGGUGUAAGAAGAAAUCUCUCUCUUUUUUUGAGAUGGGAGGGAGGAAAUCUAUCUCUGAAUGUGAGCGAAGCAAAGGAUUUCCCUAGCUCCAUCUUCGUCCUCGUCCACACAAAAUGUUUUCCUGUUUGUUCGUUUGUUUACCUGAUGCUGCUGCUGCUGCGGCCAUUUGCACAUCUCUCUCUCUCGCUUCUGCCACUGCUGGCUGUGCUGCUUCCCUAGCUCCUCGGUUGGAUCAAAGAGAAGAGAAGAGAAGAGUUAAUGCUGAUGGCCUCCGAGGCGUGGCUGUCGCCGGCUUCCCGCCUCUUCCACCCUCCCCGCUCCUCCACCGCCGCCUUCUUCUCCGCUUCCGGGCUCCCCCGCCUGCCUCGCCGCUCCUCCUGUGCACUCGCAACCUCCACGCGUGGGCGGCGCCUCCGCCUUGGCGCCACCGAUCAGCAGCAGCAGCAAGGCAAACAAGAUGGUGAUGAGGUUGUGGACAGCAACGUGCUCCAGUACUGCAGCAUCGACGGGAAGGGGAAGAAGGCCGAGAAGAGGUCGCUGGGUGAGAUGGAGCAGGAGUUCCUUCAGGCUCUUCAGGCCUUCUACUACGACCAGAAGGCCAUCAUGUCCAACGAGGAGUUCGACAACCUCAAGGAGGAGCUCAUGUGGGAAGGCAGCAGCGUUGUCAUGCUAAGCCCUGACGAACAACGCCUGCUCGAAGCCUCCAUGGCCUAUGCUGCCGGCAACCCCAUCAUGUCUGACGCUGAAUUCGACCAACUCAAACUCAGAUUGAAGAAAGACGGAAGUGACAUUGUCACCGAAGGUCCCAGGUGCAGUCUACGCAGCCGAAAGGUGUACAGUGAUUUGACCGUUGACUACCUAAAGAUGUUCCUGCUAAAUGUUCCAGCAACUACUCUUGCUCUAGGACUGUUCUUCUUCAUCGAUGAGUUGACUGGCUUUGAGAUCAACAUAUUCCAGCUGCCAGAGCCUUUCGGUUUCAUUUUCACAUGGUUUGCUGCUUUGCCUCUAAUAUUGUUCAUAGCACAGUCGAUAACUAAUGCCAUAGUGAACGACUUCUUAAUCCUCAAGGGGCCAUGUCCGAAUUGUGGCGCUGAAAACCUUUCCUUCUUCGGGACUAUCCUGUCAGUGUCUAGUGGCGGUGAAACAAACAAAGUGAAAUGUGCAGAUUGUAGCACGGAGAUGGUAUAUGACUCGAAAUCUCGGCUCAUCACCCUUCCAGAACCAUCGCAAUGAAAUGAAUGGUGAAUUCUUCAAGGUACGAUGCCAGAUGGAGAGAUGCAAACAAGGAGGUGAUCAGGUAGGAAACAACAAAUAAAAUGGAAUUAUUGUAACGGAUGGGUGUUCACAAAUUGCAUGCAGAGUGUAUAUAUACUACAGUAAGAAAUGUAGAUCGACUUCUAUACUACUAACUAUUAAGCGCUGUUGUGUACAGUAUAUAAAAUGUAGUACAUACAUGUUUACUGAUAUCUGACUCAACUGAAAUACUACACACAUAUGUGUGUUGGAGAUAGAAA